Molecule: messenger RNA, 2102 nt
Organism: Juglans regia (Persian walnut)
Lineage: Eukaryota; Viridiplantae; Streptophyta; Magnoliopsida; Fagales; Juglandaceae
Product: probable inactive histone-lysine N-methyltransferase SUVR2
Exons: 7
Coding region: 1-2058 (685 amino acids)
Cellular component (GO): nucleus
Molecular function (GO): zinc ion binding; histone methyltransferase activity; protein binding
Source: RefSeq, a predicted model, not a curated record
AUGGCUUCCAAUCCAAGAGUUUUCAAGGCCUUGGAAGCUAUGAGAGCCCUAGGAAUUUCUGAUGAAGAGGUCAAACCAGUGCUGAAGCGACUAUUGAAACUCUAUGAUAAAAAUUGGGAACUAAUUGAAGAAGACAAUUAUCGGACACUUGUAGAUGCAUAUUUUGAGCUAAAGGAAAAUAGUAAACAUGAUGAGGGGAUUGAAAGAUCAACAAAAAUACCGCAUUUACAAGAAAAGAAUGAUGAAAAGAACACUCUCAAGAUUUCAGGACAGGGAAUCAUCAUGGAGCAAUCUGAACCAUGUUUAAGUGAGGGCAGAAGUGCAGGUAGUUCUGAACGACCCCGCACUCAUUUCAUAGACAAAGGGAAGGACCCUAUUUCAUCUCAUGUGGUCGAUAGAAAAUCAGCAUCUGAGAGAUCUUUGUCUGCUCAUGUCUGGAGAAAAAAUAUGCCAAGCAGUCAACGUAAUGUCCAAAGAGAAAAUAUGAAAAGUAACCAUCACAACAAGAUGUUGAUUCAAGAACCUAUCAUCAUUCCCCCUCGAGUGCCAAAGAGGUCCUCAAAUGAUUCAACUCCACAUCAUUCUGUCAAGGCUCUAGCAUCUCAGAGUCAGCAUUCGUGUGACAAAGAUGACAAUUCCCCAGGCAAUGACGAUACAAGUACUGGGAAUAAUUUUGAUAUUGCUUCUUCACCCUCAGGAGAAGUGAAGAUUUUAUUAAACUGUGACUCCACACUUGGGCAACUGAAUUUUCAUACACCAAAUUUUGAUGCAGUUCUGAGAUUUGUGGAGGAUAAAUAUUUCAGAUCAUAUAAAAUUACAGGGCCUCAAUUUUCUGUGAGGAAGCUGUUGAAAGAUUUGUGUGAAAGUUAUUUGAAGCUGGGCACUGAUUCCCCUGAUAGAUCUGUUGUUGCUAACUCUUCCAAUUGUGGUAUAAAUAUCAGCGAUACAAUGCAUGUUUCAAUACCAAAGAAGAGAGCUAUUGAGAUACAGAACUUUGAGACAUAUUCAAACCAAAAGAGUUCAGCCAGUUCUGGGCAUACAAAUUCUUAUAAUUUUUUUCCUGAUGAAAUGAAUCACUUACAUAGUUUUCAUGAUAUAACAAAAGGUGCAGAAAAAGUAGAAAUAUCCCUGGUACAUGAAUUUUGCAACGAGUCUCUCCCAAAAUUCAAUUACAUACCACACAAUUUAAUUUAUCAGAAUGGUAAUGUAAAUAUUUCUCUAGCACGAAUUUCGGACGAGGAUUGCUGUUCAGGUUGUUCUGGAGACUGUCUUUCAUCAUCAAUUCCAUGUGCAUGUGCACGUGAAACUGGUGGAGAGUUUGCCUACACAACUCAAGGCCGGCUGAAAGGAGAUUUUUUAAGUGCUUGUAUGUCUUUGAAGCGUGAACCUCAAGAGCACCAUUUUGUUUAUUGUCAAGACUGUCCAUUAGAGAGGACUCAGAAUGAGUACAUGCCUGAACGAUGUAAGGGUCAUUUAGUCAAGAAGUUUAUUAAAGAAUGCUGGAGAAAAUGUGGGUGUGACAUGCGGUGUGGAAAUCGAAUAGUGCAGCGAGGUAUAACAUGCAAGUUGCAGGUUUUCUUGACUCCUGAAGGAAAAGGAUGGGGACUUAGAACACUUGAGGACUUGCCUAAGGGAACUUUUGUUUGUGAGUAUGUUGGAGAAGUACUGACCAACAUGGAGCUAUAUGAGCGGAUUCUACAAAGCAGUGGCAAUGAGAGACAUACAUAUCCAGUAACACUUGAUGCAGAUUGGGGUUCAGAAGGAAUUUUAAGGGAUGAGGAGGCACUUUGUCUGGACGCAACUUUCCAUGGAAAUGUUGCUAGGUUCAUCAACCAUCGAUGCUUUGAUGCGAACUUGGUUGAUAUUCCAGUAGAAGUGGAGACUCCAGAUCGUCAUUAUUAUCAUAUUGCCUUUUUCACUACCAGCAAAGUGAGUGCUUUUCAAGAGCUGACAUGGGAUUAUGGGAUUGACUUUGCAGAUAAAAAUCAUCCCAUUAAGGCAUUUUCUUGUCAUUGUGGAAGUUCAUCUUGCCGAGACAUGAAACGGAAAAGGAGGUAGAUGAAUGGAUUACCCUCAGAUUACAAGUGACUGGUGGAGUAGUG